GAGAAACCUGCUGGGAACAGAUUGCUUAUGAACAGAGAAAAUAGGAAAGGUACCAUGAACAGCCUUAACAACGGCGACAGUGGGGGAACAAAAACCACCAAACCCAAUUCCCCAACUGUUUGUCUGUGCAUUAAAUUCCUUCCCUGAUUAGAUUUAUAAGAUGCCAUUUUUGUUGUUGCCAUUGAUAAAAGGAAAAUCAAGCUUUGAUUACACAGCAUGAAAGUAAGAAGAAAAAUGGAACUAGAAGGAGCAAGAAAGAUUAAUGGGAUUGUGAGGAAGGGAGGGCUCUGGACACUCAUGUGAGAGGCAAAAGGGUUCUUAAGCUGCCACACGUGACGGGUGUUUGAAGUCAACUCAAAGUCAACAUGUUUUUAAAAAUCAACACUAGAAGCUGAGUGAGCUCCCUUUGCCUCCUUUACAUUGUUCUGCUUGCACCUGCCGCAUGCCUGCGACGGACUUGAGCAGAAGGCAACAGCAGUAGUAGGAGAAGCAGAAGCAGCAGCAGCAGCAAAGGCAGCAACAGCCUUUGAAACACUGCCAUUGAGAAGAGUUGGAGAGCGAGAAUAUUGACAUCGGUGUCUCCUGUGUGAGGCGUGGACUCUUCAGCAGAAUCCAAGGAACUUUGUGGUGGCGCUGAGCAGCUGAUCCCACUCGGGCUGAUGUGUUUGCCACAAGAGUCAGCUGUGGGGAGGGAAGGCAGGAGGGCAACAAAUCAUCCAGACUAUCCAAAGGCGAAGCGCUUUCUUGCAUAAUAAUUAGAGGGAGAAAAAGAAGAAGUCCUUUGAAAAGCAUCCUUAAUGGACAGUUGUUGCCUUUUGGGAGAUGCUGUCAUGAUUUUUGUCCCCUGUUUGCAGAGAUAAAAAGGAGUCGGCAAGAGGCGUCCAAGGCAAUUCUUUGGGGUCCCCCUCCCCAAGUCAUUGUUCUUAUCUUCUGUUCAUGCCUUGCUAUUUGCUGACCUUUUCCUUUGGAAUCUAUGCUCCUCUCCCCACUUGCUCCACCCAUACAGUUCCAGCUGAGAAGAAGCACUCCGCCACCUAAAACCUGCCACAGAAUCCCCAUGGAAGAUGUACCUUUCCAUUGAAAUGCUUUUGCCAUAACAUGCCAUUGUGGCUGCUCAACAGGAAAUAAAAUUGGAAGCAGAAAGAAAAGGAAUAGGGAAGACAGGAGGAGGAGGAAAGAAGCAAAAGCAUUAGCAAAGAAGGGAUGAUGACAUCUUUUCUUCAGACAAUCAAAUUGUAUCAAGGUUGAGACGAUCAAAAAUUUGGGAAGCUCAAGGGAGAAAAUACAGUACUGCAAAAAAAAAAAGUCAGUAGGAAUGACUGAAUUCCACGUGCUAUCUUGAAGUGGUUUUUGAUACAUGCUGUGGCGUUGCACCUAUUUGUCAGGCCUGCAUGAUGCCUGAAGACAGGAAUACAGGGGUCCGUCCUUCGGGUGCCUUAGCAUCAUCCCCCUUUGUUCCAAAAACUACCUACAGGAGAAUUAAGCGGUGUUUUAGCUUCCGCAAAGGGAUUUUUGGUCAGAAGCUGGAAGAUACAGUCCGUUAUGAGAAAAGAUACGGAAACCAUUUGGCUCCCAUGCUGGUAGAACAGUGUGUGGAUUUCAUUCGGCUGCGUGGACUGAAGGAGGAAGGGCUCUUUCGACUGCCGGGCCAAGCAAACCUUGUUAAAGAAUUACAGGAUGCAUUUGACUGUGGGGAGAAGCCACUGUUUGACCGAAAUACAGAUGUACACACAGUGGCAUCACUUUUGAAACUGUACCUCAGAGAGCUCCCAGAGCCAGUUAUCCCCUACUCCAAAUAUGAAGAUUUUCUUUCCUGUGCCAAAUUGCUCAGCAAGGAAGAGGAAACGGGAUUGAACGAAUUAGUGAAACAAGUGAAGAGCUUGCCACUAGUCAACUUCAACCUGCUGAAGUAUAUUUGCAGGUUCCUGGAUGAAGUUCAGUCCUAUUCUGGUGUGAACAAAAUGAGCGUGCAAAACCUAGCUACCGUCUUUGGUCCAAACAUCCUGCGUCCCAAAGUGGAAGACCCUCUGACUAUCAUGGAAGGAACUGUUGUCGUCCAGCAAUUGAUGUCCAUGAUGAUAAGUGAACAUGAACUACUUUUCCCCAAAGAUGCAGAUCUCCAAAGUGGGCCAGAGGUUUGUAACAACAACAAUGAGAUCCAAAAGAAAGUGAUAAUUGGUCAGCUCCAGAACAAAGAGAACAACAACACCAAGGAGUCAUCCCCAGUGAGACGCUGCUCUUGGGAGAAACCUGAAUCUCCACAAAGAACCAUUGUGGACAAUGGAUCUCCUACUGCCCAGCCUGGGAGCAAGUCAAAUAGCCCAAGGAAUAGCAUUCACAAAUUGGACAUCACCAGAAGUCCACCCCUCAUGGUGAAAAAAAAUCCUGCAUUUAAUAAAGGCAGUGGCAUAGUCACCAAUGGGUCCUUUAGCAGUUCUGUGGAGGGUCAGGAAAAAACAUCACCCUCUUUAUCAAAUGGUACUUUGCAGACUAGAAGAACAUCUUCUCUGAAAGGACCAGUAACUAAAAUGGGCACACAGAGUGUGCAGAAUGGAGGUGUACGAAUGGGUGUUUCCAGUACCGAUGCUCAUAGCAACUCUUUGAACAGCCGCAACCAGAGCUGGAUGCCAAAUGGGUAUGUGACAUUGAGGGACAACAAGCAAAAGGAGCCCAUGAGUGACUCGGGCCAGCAUAAUAGACUGUCUACUUAUGACAACGUACAUCAGCAGUUCUCCAUAGUGAACGCUGAAGAUAAACAGAGUGUCGAUAGUGCAACUUGGUCCACAUCCUCUUGUGAAAUAUCCCUCCCAGAACAUUCCAAUUCCUGCCGGUCCUCUACUACCACGUGCCCUGAGCAAGACUUUUAUGGGGCCAAUUUUGAAGACCCUGUGCUAGAUGAGCCACAGCAUGAAGACCUCACCAACCAAGGGGAUUAUGAGAGCAAAGGUGACCGAAGAAGUGUUGGGGGCCGGAGCAGCCGGGCUACCAGCAGCAGUGAUAACAGUGAAACGUUUGUUGUGAACAACACAAGCAACCAUAGUGCUUUGCACAGCCUUGUGUCAAGCUUGAAGCAGGAAAUGGCAAAACAAAAGCUGGAGUAUGAAACAAGGAUAAAAAGCCUUGAACAGAGGAAUAUCUCUCUGGAGACAGAAAUGAUGAACCUGCAUGAUGAACUGGAACAAGAGAAGAAGAAGUUCACAAUGGUAGAAAUUAAAAUGCGCAAUGCCGAGCGGGCCAAAGACGAUGCUGAGAAGAGGAACGACAUGUUGCAGAAAGAGAUGGAGCAGUUCUUCUCAACAUUUGGAGAACUGACAGUAGAGCCACGUCGACCAGACAGAGGGAACACCAUAUGGAUCCAGUGAGCGCUGCUGCUGAUAAAGACUGUGGGAUUCUGGGAAGAGGGUUGUUGUGAUAUGAUAUUUUAACAGGUGACUGGUCACCUGACUGAGGCUAGCACUCAACAUAAUAUUGUCAGCCCUCAAAAGAAGACACCCCCAUCUCCAUCAAUCAACUGCAUCUGCUGUGUGAAUUUUUUUAACUGAGAAAUCAUACUUCCUGAAUGCAUCAUAAUGCUACUGUUAAGUGUUACACAUGAGUUUGUGUAUAUAGAUUUUAAUAGGUCAACCUGAGGGGGUUGGGAGGUUGGGAUGGAAUAGAAAGAGACAAGAAAAAUAUUUUAUUGCAAGUCUUAUAUUUAAGCCAAUACCUUCAUUGCAAUCAAGCUUUAUAUUGAGGCUUUUCUUCCUUGCACUUACCAUAAUAAGCUAUUUUUGACAUUGUGUUACUAUCAGCUUAUUUUGUACAUUAAUUUUUUUUUGGUUGCCCCUGUUGCUGGGGAAUAUAUAUAUAUAUAUAUAUAUAUAUAUAUAUAGUGUUAGCUAUUAAAACAAAAACAAAACAAAUAUAUUGUGUGACUGUGCUAUUUGUGCCAUUAGCUUUGCUCAUGACCAAAAAAAUACCCAACAGCCUGUAAAUAAUUUUAUAAAAAUAUAAUAUGAAUAUCUAA
Molecule: messenger RNA, 4006 nt
Organism: Sceloporus undulatus (fence lizard)
Lineage: Eukaryota; Metazoa; Chordata; Lepidosauria; Squamata; Phrynosomatidae
Gene: ARHGAP24
Product: Rho GTPase activating protein 24
Exons: 7
Coding region: 1392-3362 (656 amino acids)
Biological process (GO): negative regulation of ruffle assembly; wound healing, spreading of epidermal cells; negative regulation of Rac protein signal transduction
Cellular component (GO): focal adhesion
Molecular function (GO): GTPase activator activity
Source: RefSeq, a predicted model, not a curated record